AUCCGCACCUUGAUAGCAGAUCGGUCGAAUACAAGUUCCCUGGAUACGCUGGCAAAAAAGCUCGCGUAGAAGGAUUUCCAAUUGACAUGUUUCGAGUCACGAUCUCCAUCGAAACGCGAGAUGUCACGGUGUGUCGGUUUUCUGUGAAGAUUUCAGGCAGAGAUGAAAUUGAAAUGAGAUUCGUAUCAUGA
Molecule: messenger RNA, 191 nt
Organism: Acaulospora morrowiae
Lineage: Eukaryota; Fungi; Glomeromycota; Glomeromycetes; Diversisporales; Acaulosporaceae
Source: the annotation of a GenBank genome assembly